AUGUCCAUCAACUUUCCUAAGGAAGAGGAGCGCAUCCUCGCCUUCUGGCGAGAGAUCUCCGCCUUCCAACGACAAGUCGAGCUCUCCAAAGGCCAGACGCCAUACACCUUCUACGAUGGCCCACCGUUCGCGACGGGAUUGCCGCAUUACGGCCAUUUGUUGGCGUCGACCAUAAAAGACAUCAUCCCGCGAUACUGGACGAUGAAGGGCCACUAUGUGGAGCGGAGGUUCGGAUGGGACACGCAUGGCGUGCCGAUCGAGCAUGAGAUUGAUAAGAAGCUAGGGAUCUCGGGACGGGAUGCGGUGAUGAAGUUUGGGAUUGAGAAUUACAAUGCGGAGUGUAAGGCGAUCGUCAUGAGGUUGUCGACGGAGUGGAGGCAGACCAUUGAUCGUUUGGGUCGUUGGGUCGACUUUGAUAAUGAUUACAAGACGAUGGACAAUACUUACAUGGAGUCGGAGUGGUGGUGUUUCAAACAAUUAUGGGACAAGGAUGCGGUUUAUCGAGGACACCAGGUCAUGCCAUACUCGACCGCUCUCACCACACCCUUGAGCAAUUUCGAAGCCUCCCAAAAUUACAAAGACACUCAAGAUCCCGCGGUCGUGGUUUCUUUCCCGCUACUAGACGACCCCAACACCAACCUCUUGGCCUGGACGACCACGCCAUGGACCCUACCUUCACACACCGGGCUUUGCGCUCACCCGGCCUUUGAAUAUAUCAAGCUAUUAGACGAGGCGUCAGGGAAGCACUACGUUUUACUAGAAGGGUUGCUCAAGACUCUGUACAAGGAUCCUAAGAAGGCGAAAUUCAAGAUUGUGGAGCGGUUCACGGGGAAAGACAUGCUUGGUUGGAAAUACGAGCCCCUGUUCGACUACUUCUACGAGGAGUUCAAGGAUGUCGGUUUCCAGGUGCUCAACGCCACGUAUGUGACGGCAGACAGCGGUGUUGGCAUAGUCCAUCAAGCACCAGCAUUCGGUGAAGAGGAUUACAAGAUUGCCAUGGAUCACGGCGUCAUAAACGAGAAGCGACAAGCGCCAAACCCUGUCAACGACGAGGGUUGUUUUACCGCCGUAGUCAGCGAUUUUGCCGGACAGCACGUCAAAGCAGCGGACAAAGCCAUCAUCAAACACCUCAAAGGCAAGGGGCGUAUAGUUGUCGAGAGCCAGAUCAUGCAUAGCUAUCCGUUCUGCUGGCGGUCAGAUACGCCAUUGAUCUACCGAGCGGUGCCAUCAUGGUUCAUCAAGGUCAAACCGAUCAUCCCACAACUAAUGAAGAACAUUGAGGGGUCGCAUUGGGUACCCAGCUUUGUGAAAGAGAGGCGAUUUGCGAACUGGAUCGAGAACGCCAGAGAUUGGAACGUCUCGAGAAAUCGGUACUGGGGUACUCCUAUCCCUCUUUGGGCGAGCAGCGACUUGAAGGAGGUGAUCUGUGUGGGAAGCAUCCAGGAGUUGAGGGAUCUGAGCGGUUAUAAAGGCGACCUCAGCAACCUCCAUCGUGAGGUUGUGGACAAAAUCACCAUACCCAGCAAGCAGGGCAAAGGCGAGCUACGGAGAGUGGAGGAAAUCUUCGACUGUUGGUUCGAGUCAGGAAGCAUGCCUUACUCAUCAAAACAUUAUCCCUUCGAGAACGCGGAGGAUUUCAAGGACGGCUUCCCGGGCGAUUUCAUCGCAGAGGGCCUUGACCAGACCAGAGGAUGGUUUUAUACUCUUGCAGUGCUGGGAACCCACCUUUUCGGGACAUUGCCCUUCAAGAACUGCGUCGUCAACGGUAUCGUUCUUGCAGAGGAUGGCAAGAAGAUGUCGAAGCGACUGAAGAACUACCCCGACCCAACUCUCAUGAUGGACAAAUACGGAUCCGACGCACUUCGACUCUAUAUGAUCAACUCUCCAGUUGUCAGAGCGGAGCCACUCCGUUUCAAAGAGUCAGGAGUCAAGCAGAUUGUCGGCACCGUUCUCUUGCCUCUAUGGAACAGUUACAAUUUCUUCGACCAGCAAGUCUCUCUCCUCAAAAAGAUCGAAAACGUUGACUUCCUCUUCAACCCCGAUGCUGAGAAAACCAACACCAACGUCAUGGACCGGUGGAUCUUGGCCUCUUGUCAGAGUCUCCUCAAGUUCGUCAACGAAGAAAUGGCAGCCUACAGACUGUAUACCGUCGUUCCCCGGCUACUCCAGCUCAUCGAUAACACCACGAACUGGUACAUCCGAUUCAACCGACGUAGACUAAAGGGCGAAUUUGGCGUCGACGACACCCAGCAUGCGCUCAACACCCUCUUCGAAGUCCUCUACACUCUCUGCCGUGGCCUCGCGCCUUUCACGCCUUUCAUCACCGACAACAUCUACGAACGCCUUCUCCCAUUCAUCCCCGAGAAAAUCCGUGCCAUCGAUCCACGAAGCGUCCAUUUCCUCCCGUACCCUCAAGUCCGCGAAGAGCUUUUCAACCCCGACAUCGAGCGACAGGUUUCGCGCAUGCAAACCGUCAUCGACCUCUGCCGCGUCUGCCGAGAGCGACGGACCAUUGGGCUGAAGAUGCCGCUGAAGACGCUCGUGGUGAUCCAUCGCGACCAGCAAUAUCUGGAUGAUCUCAAGAGCUUAGAACAGUACAUCUCCACGGAGCUGAACGUCCAAAACUUGGUGCUAAGCAGCGAUGAGGAGAAAUAUCACGUGCAGUAUUCCUGCAACGCUGAUUGGCCGACGUUAGGCAAGAAGUUGAAGAAACAGGUCCAGCUAGUGAAGAAGGCUCUACCGAAGUUGACCAAUGCCGAUAUCCGAGAUUACCUGGCAACAGGGAAGAUCACAGUCGACGGCAUCGAGCUCACCUCCGAAGACCUCGUCGUCCGUCGCGGCAUCGCCGCCGCCGAAGGCGACACUACCCAAGAAUUCCACACCGACAACGAUGUCCUGAUCAUUCUCGACACGCAAGUAUACCCCGAGCUCUACGACGAAGCCCUCGCACGGGAGAUCAUCAACCGGGUCCAAAAGCUGCGGAAGAAGGCCGGGCUAGUUCCCACGGACGACGUCGGCAUGGAAUACCGCAUGCUCGGUGACCCGGAGAGCACGGGCAUCGAGAAGGUGUUCGAGAGCCAGUCAGCGGUGAUUGAGAAGGCGUUGCGGCGGCCGAUGGAUCGGCAUGUGGUGACGGAGGUGGAGGGGGUGAUUCCGGAGGGAGUGGCGGAGAAGGUGAUUGCGGAGGAGGAGCAGGAGGUGCAGAAGGCGACGUUUUUGUUGCGGUUGGUGAAGUUGUAG
Molecule: messenger RNA, 3240 nt
Organism: Eremomyces bilateralis CBS 781.70
Lineage: Eukaryota; Fungi; Ascomycota; Dothideomycetes; Eremomycetales; Eremomycetaceae
Product: isoleucyl-tRNA synthetase
Exons: 2
Coding region: 1-3240 (1079 amino acids)
Biological process (GO): isoleucyl-tRNA aminoacylation
Molecular function (GO): ATP binding; isoleucine-tRNA ligase activity; aminoacyl-tRNA deacylase activity
Source: RefSeq, a predicted model, not a curated record